AUUAGGAUGAUUGAUGGUCAAUUGGAAAUGUUUUAACAAGUUCAUACAUCCGAGCUACUAGCCAUCGGCGACUGAGCGAAUUCAUGGAGGGAAGCUACAGAACUACCACUCUAAUGGUGGCGGUGCUUCUGCUGGUACUGAGUUCGUUAUUACCGAGUUCGCUCGCUUAUCGACCCGGUGACAUCGUUCCCAUGAGCCGCAUGGGGCAAUAUCAUUCUACGAGGACCGUUUGGCAUGAUAUGAUCGGCAGGCAUUGCCCAAUCUUCGCUGUUAAUCGCGAGUCAUUGAUUCCGAUACCGAAACCCACUGGAUAUACUGGAUCAGAUCCCUACAAAAUAUCAUUUCAAGUUGGACAAGAAAAGUUCUAUAUUCCUUGGCUUUUUGUGAUCAACAGGAAGAGUACUGAGGUCCCAAUGAUUGAGAUACAUUUGAGGUACUCGGGUGCUGAUUUGCUUGGUGUCACUGCAAAAGUUGUAGAUAUGCCCAAUAACUAUGUAGAACUUCAUCCAGAUAUCCGUAAACAAUUUUGGGAUCAAGAACAAUGGCCAAAGCAUAUUCUUGUCAGAUACACAUGGGAGGAACAGUCAGAAAUAGAUGUGGUUUCUGGAUUUUACGUUCUCUUUGGAUCAGGGUUAACGCUGUCCUUCGUUCUCGCAAUGUAUGUUUUACAGUCAUCUCGAGACAAAUUGGCAAAGUUUGUGAAGGAGACAGUUGCUGACAGCAGCAUGUCUGCUGGAGGUGUUGCCAAAGUCGAAUGAUCCUUUCUUGAAAAAUAAGGUGCUAUUUUCAUGUUUGUGCAACUUGCCAAUUAGCAUGCAAAAGAAUCGGUGUUGGCACUGGGUGACUUCGGAACUGGCAGAAAUGUGUCAUUUUGAAGCUGCCUAGGGUUGCUGCUAAAGGCAAUGUGGACUAAAUUUCACAUUUUCUUUCCUCAUAUAUAGUAUAGAUAAAGUGAGUUAAUCGGGGUUUAAAGAAUGUCAGUUCAUGUUUCCUAGACCUAUUUUUGGGUGAUUUCCCAUUUAAACUAUAUUCUUCUCUUUCUCGUCGUGCUGAAUUCUCUAUUCAUUCGUUCUACUAAUUUAGUUUUAGUUCAAAUAGUUGUUGCUUACAUGAUACAUCUGUUAAAAAACCUUGUCUCUGUAUCAGGUUAUUUGUGUAAAAAGUAUUUCAAAAGAUAUGGAGUAUAAAUGGACAUCUCUUGACAA
Erythranthe guttata (spotted monkey flower) is the source of this 1205-nucleotide messenger RNA. RefSeq names its product ATP-dependent helicase/deoxyribonuclease subunit B (gene NPU). The record is from RefSeq and is a predicted model, not a curated record. NCBI's taxonomy places the organism in Eukaryota, Viridiplantae, Streptophyta, Magnoliopsida, Lamiales, Phrymaceae.